AGGGCCAUGGGCAGCCACGGGGCUGAGGGGUGGUAGCGGCCAGCCGAGGGCUCCGGGCAGCGGGAUCUGGUGCUGGGAGAGACCGGCAGGUACCGGGAGCGACCGACAGCAGAGAAAGAACUCGCUGGAUUGAUUGGCAGGGGGACCAACAGAUCAAUCAAUAGGUGGAUUAUCAGCAGCUGACCUGGGCAGUGUCCAGCUCCGUCCCCUCUCUGGCCAUGUCCUUCGUGGAGCUGCUGGCCCGCCUGGGCGGCAUGGGCCGCUUCCAGGUGACCUACGUGGCCGCGCUGGCCAUCCCGCUGCUCAUGCUGGCCAGCCACAACCUCCUGCAGAACUUCACCGCCGGCGUCCCCGAGCACCACUGCCGGCCCCGGCCAGUGGCCAACGCCACCGCGGCCGACGUCCCCCUGGUGGUGUCCAUCCCCUGGGACGGCCACCACCGGCCUCAGCGCUGCCGCCGCUACGUGGAGCCCCAGUGGCACCUCCUGGACGCCAACGGCUCGGCCAGCGCCGCGGCCAACGGUACGGCCACCGCGGCGGCCACCGAGCCGUGCCACGACGGCUGGAUGUACCUGGAGGGCAUCUUCACUGACACCAUCGUCACCGAGGUGAGGGAGGUGGUGGAUCCCAGUGGAUCACGUGGUGGAUCCCGUGGUGGAUCCCAUGGUGGAUCCCGUGGUGGAUCCCGGUGGAUCCCAGCGGAUCCCACAUAUCCCGGCGGAUCCCGGCAGGUGCUGCGGGCUCUGGUGCGCCGGGAGCCGCCAAUGCCCGGCGGGGCCGUGGCCGCGCUCGUCAGGACCCCCGGCAUGAGGACGGUGUCGUGUGGGGUCUCCUUCGUCUGGUUCUCCACCAGCUUCGCCUACUACGGGCUGGCCAUGGACCUGCAGGGCUUCGGUUUCAACGUGUACCUGAGCCAGGUGGUGUUCGGGGCCGUGGACAUCCCGGCCAAGCUCCUGUCCGUGCUGGUCAUCUCCUGCCUCGGGCGGCGUCUGGCCCAGGGAGGCUCCUUGGCCAUCGCUGGACUCUGCAUCCUGGCCAACAUCUUCGUGCCCAGCGAGCUGCCGAUGCUCCGCAUGGCCUUCGCCGUGGUCGGGAAGGGCGCCUUGGCCGCCUCCUUCAACUGCGCCUACAUCUUCAGCGGGGAGCUCUUCCCCACUGUCAUCAGGCAGACGGGGAUGGGUCUGGGGGGCACCAUGGCCCGCGUGGGGGGGAUGGUGGCCCCCCUGGUGCGCAUGGCGGCCGACGUCACCCCGGUGCUGCCGCUCGUCAUCUACGGGGCCGCCCCCAUCGUCUCUGCCGUGGCCACCUGCUUCCUGCCCGAGACCCGCAACGUGCCCCUGCCCGAGACCGUCAAGGACGUCGAGCGGCGGGCGGGGAACCUCGAGGACGACGACGUCGCCGUCCCCCUGAGCAGCACCAAGAGCAAGGACGGCGCCUGAGGGGGGAUUUGGGACCCCCUGGGGGGGAU
This is a messenger RNA of Cyanistes caeruleus (blue tit), 1468 nucleotides long. Lineage: Eukaryota; Metazoa; Chordata; Aves; Passeriformes; Paridae. The record is from RefSeq and is a predicted model, not a curated record.